UACUAAAAUGGCGGCAGUAACGUUAGCUUUGAAAUUUAAAAUUUCGAGUUUCUUUUUGUAUGGCGUCUGAAAGUAACCUUAAAUUAAUGUGGCGUUGAAUACCCACAUACACAUUUCUCCGCUGUAUUUAUCACAUAUUAAUAGCUAAUGGACUCGGUCGUGGGGGAAGACCAGACUCUACCUCUUGACUUUAAUGGAAGCUCCAACAUGUCCAGGCUUCCAGACUCAGAGACAGUUGGUGGCGGAGGUUUUGCUAUGGAAACUGUGACAGCAUCCGAGUAUCCUGGACGGAAAAUGUCACCAGUGAAACCUCUAACCAUGAAAGACUACGAGAACCAAAUCACUGGACUGAAGAAAGAAAAUUUCAACCUCAAGCUGCGCAUUUACUUCAUGGAAGAGCGCAUGCAGCAGAAAUUUGACGACUCCGCAGAGGAUAUAUUUAAGACGAACAUUGAGCUGAAAGUAGAGUUGGAGUCCAUGAAGAGAGAGCUGGCUGAGAAGCAGGAGUUGCUGGUCUCUGCCUCGGAGGCUCUGGAGAGCCUGGCUGGAAGGGAAUCGGGAGAGGCCUCUCGUGCCAGGCAGCAGGCGCAGAGGGAGGUGGACCAGCUUAAAGACGACUUCAACACGAGAAUCCAGCAAUUAGAGCAGAGUCUGAAGGCGGCUGAAGACGAGGCUGAGAAGAUGGCGGCCAUCGCCGAGCAGGGGAAGGUGCGCAACAUUGCCAUGGAGAAGCAGCUGCAGGCAUUGGGUCUCUCCGGCGCCUUCCAACCGUCCCCCGCUCAGGACCCACACCAAGGCCUGCGGGAGAAGGACGGCAUUAUUGAGCAGCUGAAACUUUCGUUGAGGAACCAGGAGUCUGUGAUUGAGCAGCUGAGGAAGGACUCUAAUGACCAAGGCCCUGGGAGUGUGCCAGCAUCUGAACGUAUCACACAGCUCUCUGCUCUCCUGAGCCAGAAGGACCGGGAGCUUCAGGCUCUGAGGGAAGGUCUUGAGCAUGAGCGGGUCAGAACUGAAAGGGAAAUGCAGGGCUUUGCUGACGGGCAGAACGAGGUGACGCGGCUGGAAGCUGCUUCCAGGCAGCUGGGCGAGGAGCUACAGGGCACCAAGGGUACCGUCCAACAUCUGACCAAGACCCUGGAGGAUAAGGACAGCCAGAACAAGAUUCUGAGUGGUAGACUGGAGGAAAUGGAGAGGGAGAUGGUCUCUGAGAAAAAGAAUGCCCUGAAACGAGACAAAACCAUCCAAGGCCUGACUCUGGUACUGAAGGGGAAGGAGAAGGAGAUAGAGGAGCUCUGUCAUGAGAUCGAGGACAGGGAUGAGGCUCUAGCCAAGGCCAGGGAUGCUGCCCACAAGGCCCAGAUCCAGAAGUACCAGGGGGCUGAGGAGCACCAGAACCUCCUGAUGGACAAGCAGGCAGAGCUGGCCCACCUGCAGCUGGAGCACCACACCAAGGCCCUGGAGGCCCAGAAGCUGCAGCGCGCCCUGGGCCGGCGCGAGCAGGAGCUGGGGGACCUGCAGCAGGCCAAGGAGCAGCUGGAGGUGGAGCUGGAGGACCUGCAGCAGCAGAAGAAGAAGGGAGACAAAGCUCUCAAUGACCUGAACAACCAGCUGAAGAAACUGAGCGGAGAGAUCGGGGAGAGGGAGAGCGCCCUGGAGCAGCAGUACCUGGCCCUCCUGGACGAAAGCAAGCGGAAGCUCCAGGGUCACGAGGUCACCAUCCAGCGGCUCACCAGCAGCCUCAGCGAGAAGGAGCUGCAGCUGCAGGAGUACAUGAACAUGCUCAAUGACCAGCAGAACAGCAGAAGCCCUGGAGGCGGGGAUAGCAUGCUGGCUAAGCUGCGUGAACGGCUGAAAGAGAAAGAAAAGGCGCUGGAGCAAGCGAUGGACGAGAAGUUUGCCGCUAUCGAGGAGAAAGACGACGAAAUCCGGCAACUCCGUCUGUCCCUCAGGGAAAAGGAGCGGGACGCGGAAAGGCUGAACAACCUUCUCUCCCACAACAAAGAGGCCAUCGACAGUUUAGACGCUCUGGUUAAGGAGAAGGACGUGGGGCUCCAGCACCAGGCCAACGUGUUCGAAAACCUGCAGAGGGCCAAGCGGGAGCUGGAGGAGCACCUGGCUCGCUCGCUGCGGGAGAAAGACUCCAUCGUGGCACAGCUGCAGCAGUCCCUCCACACCAAGACCAAGGACAUGGAGGACAUGUCCGACGCCCUGCUCAGCCAGGCGCGGAGCGGCAGCGGGGACCUGGCAGAGCGGCUGGCCCAGAGGCUGAAGGUGGCGGAGGCCCGGCUGGCCGAGGCGCUGAGGGACCGGGAGCGGCUGGUGGCCGACAACGAGAGCGCCGUGGACGGGCUGCUGGCCACCAUCGGCAGCAAGGACCAGCUGUACAAGGAGUCAGCGGAGCACUAUAACCGCACGCUGAGCGAGCGCACGCAGGAGCUGCAGGACCUGAGACGCCAGCUCUCCGAGAAGCAGCAGCAGCUGGCCGCUGCUGAGAAGCAGAGCGCCGUGGCCGCGCAGGACAGGGGCCUGGAAACCGCCGAGCUCAAGGCCCGGCUGGCCCAAAAGGACGCGCUCAUCAAUAAACUGGUGGAGAGGGGGCAGGAGAGGGACCGGUUCCUGGCAGAGAUCCGGCUGAAGGAGGCCCCGGCUCCCCAGGUGCUGGAGCUCAGACAGACCAUCGAGGUGCUGCAGGAGCGUCUGGAGGAGAAGGAGGCCGAGCUCUCGAAGAAGGACGACGAAGGGAACGUCAGCAAAAUGGCGGCGCCCAAGAAGACGGCUUUGAUGCUGAAGAAAGAGCUGGAGCAGAAGACUGAAGAGCUGAACAAGGCACUGAAGAGAGAGAACGAACUGAGGAUCGAGCUAGCCGACCUGCAGGCCUUGCUGACGGACCUGGAGAACCGCAACGAGGCCCAGGCCGUAAACAUCGGGUCCCUGACCAGCACCCUGGAGACCAAGGACGGCAUCAUUUGGGACCUGCAGGAACGCCUUGGCAAGCGGGAUUAUGGCAAGCAGAGCAACUCACAUGCUCAUGGGCCCAGCCCCCCAGAAGAGGGACCCCGCCCUGGCCUCCCACAGAGGGAGAGAACCAUCAUUGGGGGCAACAGCCAGCAGGAGACCCUGCCCUCCAUGGCAGCCCUGCUGGCACACCUGCUGGCAGACCACCAGGGGCUGAACCAUGCCCUGAAGGCUGAACAGCAGCUCUACUCCACCCUGGUGAGGACCGUCAAAGACCAGGACGGUGCCCAGCGCCUGCAGGCCCUGCAGAUGGAGCUGGCUGCGGUGCAGCUCCUGAGGCAGAAGCUGGAAGAGGGCGUGCGCACCAACGAGGACCUGCGGCACGACCUGGAGAGGGAGAUACAGCGGGCCAAUCAGAGAGAAGGGAGCGGGGCUCAGACGGAGGCGGUGGACUGUAAGGAGCUGGAGAGCGUGAGACACCAGCUGGAGGACGCCCAGCGCUGGAACGCCUCCCUGCAGGCCCGUCUCGGGGCCAUCCAGAACCGAGGAGGGGGGGUCGGGGGAACCAACGACACGGCGGACACGUUCAGCUUCGUCGCGGAUCAGACCUCGUACAUGAGCAUCUGCGUGGGGGACGGGCCGGAUGAGCUGUCCAUGGCUGAGCUCAGGCAGAAGGUGGUAGAGCUCCAGGACUACAUUAAUGAACUCCAGGCGCUGAACGCCGAGCUCCAGAGGAGAGCCUCGUUGACUGACCCUCAGGAAAAGGAAAGGGAAGAUGUGACGAAGCUCGCGUCCCAGGAGCAUUGUGAGGGGGAGCUGGGGCAAGAUGUGCCUACUAACAGGGCGCACCAAUCACUGCGUGAUGGGGAGAGCCAAUCCACCGGCCAGGAGCAGGUGAACGGUCAGUGGGUGGAUGGGAGCACUCAGCUGUCUGGCAGUAAAAGGUGUGAGGGAGCCCUGCUGGAUGUCACCACCUCCCAUCCCCCCAGAGGCAGAGACAGCCUGAAGUGCUCCAGAAAGAACAAGCACAAGUGGAGUGAGGAGGACCAGGACAGGGAGAUGACGAUGCUCUGUUCUCUCUUGCUGGACCAUGGGGUGUCAUCUGUCACCCAGCUCAGGGACGAGAUGCAGAGGUUGCAGGCUGAGAACAUCGACUUGAAGGGCCUCCUGAAGGAGGAGAAAUCCACUGAGUCCAAGGAGAGCGCGGACAGCUCCGGGGACAGCGACGGCAACAAGGACCUCCAGAAGGUGGUGGAGAAGCUCAGGGCCGAGGCUAAGGGCUAUCGCAAGGUCGUCAAGCUCCUCAAGGAGCAGCUGGAGCUGAACUCCUCCUCCGGCGGCGAGUCGGGCUUCAACCCGGAGCUCAUCGUGAGCAUGGCCAGGGAGAUCGAGAGGCUCAAGGCCGAGCUGGAGGCCCAUAGGAGAAGAGCAGAGAGCCUGGGGAGCAAGCUCCUGGAGAUGGAGGCUCCGCCGCUGGUGACCGAGCCGACCCAGAGGAAUGUCUGUGAGAAGGACGCCUCGCCCAGAAAGCAUCAACAUCCAGACCUUCUUAAACAUUCGACUAGUACAAGGUCCCGCCUCCCGGUUCCCAUAAGGCCCAAUCAUUUGUUAGGAAGCAGCAGAAAGGCGGGCAGCCUGGCCAAUGAGAGCGAGUCACAGUCGCUGAGGGACGAGAGUCAUCUGAUGGAGAACACGCAGCUUCAGGGGCACGGUCUGCCAAGACUGCUCGACUUGGAUGGGCCGGGCCAGAUGGGCGUGGUCCCACGGAGCUCCCUCUGGCCAGACUCCGAGCAACCCUCAGAUCUUCACGCGGGCUCAGACGCGGCGCUCCGCAGUCAACUGGAGCUCCUCCACGGCGAGUGCCAGGACCAGGAGCGGGUGAUCGCCCGGCUGGAGGAGCGGGCGGCGGAGAGCGGGGAGCUGCAGGCGGCGCUGCUCCAGAAGGAGAGGCUCUGCCGGGAGCUGGGCGAAGCCCUGCAGGCUGCCGAGUCCACCAUCGCGUAUCUCACCGCCUGCAACCUGGACAGCCAGGGCAGGGACCACCAGGCCCACGACUCUGAGCUCCAGGCUCAGUUCGGCCAGCUGCAGCAGGCUCUUCAGGAGAAGGACGACCUGAACCGGCAGCUCCUGGAGCGGCUACAUGUAGCCGAGUCCUCGCUCGCCUCUCUUGGCGCCUUCACCGUAGACGCCGCCGCCCUAACUGCCUGCACUGACCCCCAGGAGCUAGCGCGCCAGCUCCAGCGUGCCCUCCAGCCGAGCAGCAAGCCGUCUGCACAGCCUCCCACAAACACAGAGACGGUCGAAGACCUGCAGGUCAGAGACCCGGGUGUGCACCGGCAGAUCGAUCAUCUCCAGGAGGCCCUGUGGGAGCAGAGUCGGCUGAACGCCGAGCUGCAGGAGCGGCUUCGUGCCGCGGAGCAGAGCACCCACAGGGACGGCGCCCCCAAUCCCGGCUCCGACCACAGCGGACGGGGGGAACAGCCCCGGAAAGCCCCGGAAGCACAGGGCAAGGAGCAGAAGGAUCGGCACGAAAUGGGCGGCAAUAAAAGAAAAGACACGAAGGGCGCAAAACUGAGACCGCAGCCCGGAGAGACGCACGACGACCCGCGCUCACCAGACCAGCUAAUCCGAUGGCUGGUGGCGUACCUCCAGGCUGCGGAGGGCUGUGUAGCGUCACUCAGUGCCUUCUGUGUGGACGGUGGCACCCGAGACGGGCCGAGGGGGCUGGCAGAGCUUCGGCAGCAGCUGGAAACGCUCCAGAAGGCCGGUAGAGAGAAGAAUCGCCUGCACGAGUUCUACGCGGACGAGUCAAACCAACCUGGAGACAAACCUGCAGGCCGGCAGGACGCAACCACAACCGCAACCACAACCGCAACCCUACACGACAACAUAGGCCUCAUUCAGGAAGCUCACGCCGAGAGCUGGCGGGUCAUCUCCGAUCUACGCCAAGCCCUCGAGGACCAGAAGCAGCUCGCUGGGAACCGUGAGGGCCAGCUGAGGGCCGGUCUGAGUGCGGCAGGGCCAGCUCACGCUCAGGGGCAGCUGGAGUCCCUGCAGAAGGCUCUGAAAGAGAAGAAGCGCUCGUGCAAAGCGCUGGAAGAAAAGCUGGCUGCAGCUCACGCCAUCAUCGCUCGACACACUCCUGCACACAAGACCCACUGCGCGUCCCAACAAACGACCUCUCUGGAGCAGGAUGACAAAGGGGUACAGGUGGAUUUGCAGGACCUGGGUUACGAAACCAGUGGAAAGAGUGAAAACGAAGUGGAUAGGGAGGAGAACAGUAGCACAGACAACGACCUGGGCCUACAGCUGCACCCCGGCGAGUCCAACAUCUCCGCCCUGCUGCAGCAGGUCCGUGGGGUCUUCUCCUCCUCCACGGAGAACCUCGAGUCCAACUCCAGCGCCUCGUACCCGAGCUCGCCCACCCUCAGCUCGCCCCAGGCCGGGCCGAAGGGUCUGCAGGCGUACGAGGACCGCGGCCAGACGGACGGCGCGGACCGCCUCAGGCUGCAGGUGUCCGAGCUGAAGGGGCAGCUGGAGAACCGGCGCAGGCUGAUCCACCACCUGCAGGGCCUCCUGCGGCGCUGCUCGCUGUCCGGCGACCCGCUGACCGUGACCUCUGACCCCGGACACUCCGACGCGGGGAAGCACGACUCGGGGCUCGGGGACGGGCAGGACCACGCCUCCGGGGACCUCGGCGCGGAGCUGACCCGCGGGGAAGAGGAGAUGCGGGCGAUGGAGGACCGGAUCGCGGCUCUCACGGCGGAGCUGGAGAAGGAGAGGGGCGUGAGCAGGAGCCUGACGGAGCAGCUGCAGCACAUUCAGCUGCGCAGCCUCUCUGCGUCGCCGGCCAGGAUGGACUCGCUGGUGCAGUCCCAGGCCCGGGAGCUGUCCCACCUCCGGCAGCAGAUCAAAGAGAGCCGGGGCCUGGGCGGCCUGCAGCGGCAGCAGCUGCAGGAGCUCCACCGGGCCUUCGAGGAGCUGCUGCAGGCCAGCGAUGUCGACUACUACAUGGGGGAGGUGUUCCGCGAGCAGCUGGACAAGAGCCUGACUCUGCUGGAGCGACUGGAGGACCGGCUUGAGAACGGUGAUGCCCAUUCAGAUAAUGAGGACAGUGCUGUGCUGGAGCUGGCUCAAAGAGAGUCGCUCUGCCUGUCGCUGGACAGUCCCAGUAGCGUCCAUCAGCAGGUAGGCCUCCUGCGGACGCAGCUCAGGUAUCUGGUGCAGCAGAACCAGGACUUAGCGGAGGCUACUAAGGAGCAGCUGAACCUGCUCUCCAAGGAGCUGCAGGACAAGAACCGCCUGGUGCAGAGUCUGCAGAAGCAGCUGCGAGGGCAGUCUCCCAGCAGCCUCCACAGCUCCGACUCUGAGCCCAGCGACCGGGCCUCCACCUACACCGCCAGCCCCACCUCCACGCACAGGCUCAGCUACGACCGCGCCUUUCAAGGAGUCAAAGGGAUGAAUGAUUUAGCUGCUGUAGACCCUGCUUGUGGCGCUGCUUCUGGGAGAUCCACUAAUUCAGGGAGCGGGAGAGAGAGCGGGGCCGCCUGCCUGGCUCUGGGUGUGGGGGAUGCUGGGACCGACCCGCGGCAUGCUGGGACAGACCCACGGCAUGCUGGGACAGACCCACGGCAUGCUGGGACAGACCCACGGCAUGCUGGGACAGACCCGCGGCAUGCUGGGACAGACCCACGGCAUGCUGGGACAGACCCACGGCAUGCUGGGACAGACCCACGGCAUGCUGGGACAGACCCGCGGCUGCAGGACCUGCAGAGGGAGAACAGCCGGCUCCUGGAUCAGCUGAGGAGCAGCGCGCAGCUGAACGAGACUCUGCGCAGCGAGCUGGACCUGCACUGCUCCAUCCUGACCCACAGGGACGAGGCCGGACCGGACCGGCCUGACUCCACCGCCCCCAGAGAGGGGCACCGAGGGUCUGCCGCCGGGGCCCUGAGCCCUGACCUCCUGGCUGAGCACCUGCAGGAGAUCCGCAGCCUGAGGAGGCGUCUGGAGGAGACCAUCCGCACCAACGACCGACUCCGGCAGCAGCUGGAGCGCAGGCUGGCCGAGGUGGAGAAGGACCCAGCCACCAACAUCUUCAUCCACGGCACCGAGGACCAGGGCCAGCUGGCCAACGAGCUGCGCUUCCUGUGGGGCCAGAACCAGGCCCUGAAGGAGCAGCUGAGCCUGGGGUCACGAGAUAAGCAGAAGGAGAACGAGAAGCUGAGGGAGUCUCUGGCCAGGAGGACGGCGAAGCUGGAGUACGUGAGGACCGAGUUUGAGGCUCUGAAGAAGGAGAGCGGCCGCUUGCAGAGCAGAGUCUCCGCCACGCUGGAGGACAACACCCGCCUGCAGGAGGCGCUGCGCUGCGGCCGGGACCAGAUCCACAGGCUCCAGAGCGAGAUUAACAUCCAGAGGCAGCAGCUCAUGGACAACCACCAGCUCCUGCAGUCUCUGAGAGUGGAGCUGCAGGUGUAUGAGCAGAUCGAAGCUGACUCAGACCAGCAGACCGGUGAGUGUGCACCUCUUCCCCUCUGCCCCGGGCCUGUGGACCUGGGGGAGCUGCUGUCGGAGAUCCGCCACCUGCGGCUGCAGCUGGAGAGGAGCAUCCACACCAACAACGCCCUGCGGCAGAGACUGGAGGAGCAGCUCCUCAGGGGCCCCAAGCAGGAGGGCUCCCCCUCCAUCCUCAUCAACUACCUCCUGUCUGGAGAGGCCAGGGCCCCUGCUGGAGACGACGGUGCUAAACCCCCUGCAGGCGACUGCUGUGACCCCCCCCAGGGCUCCGCCCGCACCCGGGACCCCUCCGCUGUGCUCCACGAGGUGAAGAGGCAGUUGCGUGGGGAUCUGGACGGCUUGUCCCAGUGCAGCGAGAGCUCUGGGGACAGCACCUCCCCAGCGCCCUCGCGAUUGGUCCCCGGCCACCGCAUGUGGGCCAAUAAGAACGGGCGGCACAUCCUGGGUCUCAUCGAGGACUACAACGCCCUCCGCAAGCAGAUCUCUGAGGGCAGGAAGCUGACCCACGGGAUGGACAGACAUCUGCAGGACUGCUUCCACAGCCUGUCCCAGCACGACGCCCAAUCCCAGGUGCUGGACCAGCAGCUUCUCAAAGGCUUUUCUACGAGCAUCAACACCAUGCAGCAGGUGCUGGAGGAAGCGGGCCGGCUGCUGAAGCUGGUGUGGAGAGUGUCUCUGCCCUCCAGCUUCACUGUGGAGGGCACACACAGCCACCCGGAUGAGCUGUUGAUGAACGAGGUCUCCAGGCUGAAGAGCAGGCUGUCGCAGCAGGAGAAGAUGCUGAUGGGAGCAGUGAACCGCCUGCGCUCCACCAACCAGCUGAAGGAGGGCAUGGAGAAGAUCAUCAUCGAUCAGUUAUCAUUAACCCACGGCGUACUCAAGAAAGCCAGAGGCAACUUGGAGACAAAUUAUGUUUCACGGUUUGGCCUUAAAGGCUUACCAGGAACAACUGAAGGUCCCAGUGAAUGGACAGUGACCCCAGUAGAUGAGGGAACCGGCCCCAUGUGUACGUCUACCAGGAGUUCGGUGUGACUCUUUCAAUCCUCUAAGGGACAGCACAGCGACACCUCCGACCCCCUUCGCACCUUGUAGCUAUUAAACCCCUCCCCAGUGCCUUCCUCCCGUUUUUAAUACUGUUCAAGGUACGCACUCGGCAAAUCUUUGGGAAGUGAGCCGUACUUGCACAUUUACAAAUAUUUUACCCUAUUUUAAUAAUGAAGUUGUAAAACAUUUCAUCAGCAAUUAUGUAUAGGUUCUACUUUUUUGUAAAUAUUGAGCUCGUUUUAAAAAUUUGUACUUAAGUUUUAUUUUUUACAUGCCAGACCUGUUAUUUUUUGCUACCUUGUUUACCUUGAGAAAUAGUAGAUGUGUUUGACAGUUUGUUUAAAUGUUUCUUUACUGGGAAAAGCCUUUCCUCUUGAUUGUGAGUGUUCAUUGACCCGGAGAAAGAAAAAAAAAACAGUUGAAAUGGUAAGGAAAAUGUGUAAACCUACGAUGACAGCUUUGCUUGAAACAUUGUCAUUUAUCAGCUAGUCUGCAUUUAGAUGGUAUAGGGAUUUUUUGUUGUUAAUUUUACCUCUGGAAAAGGUACCAUUGAAAAAUACAUAGGAGUUGAAAGCAAUAACAUUUCAAUAUUUAAACUCUGUAAACUUGCAUUCUUCAGGUCAUGACUUGCCACCCAAAAUGUUUGAGGAGCGCAAGCCAGCAGAUUUAUCUGUAAGAAAUGGCAGAUGUGAUACUGAAUCAUAUCGAUAACUGUACAUAAGAGCUCAAUAAAUCAAUUUUCAUACCA
Messenger RNA from Conger conger (European conger), 10261 nucleotides. It is a transcript of the gene cdk5rap2, whose product is annotated as CDK5 regulatory subunit associated protein 2. The record is from RefSeq and is a predicted model, not a curated record. The transcript has 52 exons. The coding region runs from base 148 to 9501 and encodes 3117 amino acids. Lineage: Eukaryota; Metazoa; Chordata; Actinopteri; Anguilliformes; Congridae. Gene Ontology annotation, cellular component: microtubule organizing center.